AUGAGUUCUCUUAAGCGCUCUUCUAGCGCUAUAAAAGGCUCCAACGAGUAUAGAUCUUCCAAGAGCGGCAGGAAACAGCUCAGAACCAUUAGAAAAGCAAGUGGUCCUAGACGCGGGCUUGCGGAAGAAAGUGCGAACGAGGAAAACAACGGCAGCGAAACUGAAGCUGAAGACAAAUUGGCCGCGCCGGAACUGAACGAGCCGGCGCAGGACCAAAGAGCUGGUGGCGAGGCCUACGCUGCUUUGCUGACGUUGCUGAAAGCUGAGCACGGCGGGCCAGCUAGACGCAAGACUAAAACCGACGACAAGAAAACCUCGGCCGAUCCCACGAGUAACGUAAAGGAUGAGGAAGAAAGCGAAUCUCGAGACAACGAGGAUGAGGAGGAGGAUGAGGAUGAGGAGGCUGCGAUCGAGAAUGCCUUAAUGGAUGAGCACACUAGCGGCGACGAAGACGAUGAAGGUGAUGAUGGUAGCCACCAAGAUGAUAUUAACGGGGUGACUCGCGAAGGCGGAGAUGCUACAGAAUUGGCUGCCGGCUUUGAGGAGGAAGAUAAGCCGGACACUCUGGAAAUCCACUUCAACUCCGUUUCUGAAAAAGACACAAAUGCCCUAGAUGCCGCAUUCAAAGCGAAAGAGGUGCGCUACAGAUCUUGUAAAUUACAUGUGGAUAAAAACCAAGAGUUCAUAUACUCUCGCCCUACUCUCGUGAACGAACCCGCCAGCGCUGUGAGUGCGCCUGACGGAAGCCAAUCUCUCAAUUCAUACUUCAUAAAGCAAAGAUUAAAAAUCCAAAAUGAUCUACUUGACUCCCAGGACAAGCUCACCCCACUGCAAAAGCAGAUCGUUGAUCCAAUGUUUCAGUACCAAGAUUUGCUGUACGAGUAUGAAGAUUAUGAUAAGGAGACCGAGUACCGCGAUUUGUAUGCUCUCCAUGUUUUAAAUCACAUCUAUAAGACGCGUGAUCGGAUUUUGAAGAACAAUCAACGUCUCCAAGAAAACCCCGACCAAGAACUUUUAGACCAGGGGUUCACCAGACCUAAGGUGCUUAUUGUCGCUCCUACAAGGGAUGCGGCGUACGAUAUUCUCUCUAAAAUUAUUCAAAAGUCUGGGCUAGACCAAGUGGAUAAAAAAGCCAAGUUCAAAGACCAAUUUUUCCAAGAAGCCCUUCCACCCAGCUACAAACCCAAGUCUUUUCAACAGCUAUUCAAGGGUAACACGAAUGAUUUUUUUGUCCUGGGAGCAAAGUUCACCAGAAAAACUAUCAAACUUUACAGCAACUUCUAUCAAUCUGACAUUAUAAUUUGCUCCCCACUGGGUAUUCAGUUAAUUCUAGAGAACACCGACAAGAAAAAAAGGCAAGAUGACUUUCUGUCAUCCAUAGAGUUGCUGGUUGUCGACCAACUUCACAGCAUUGAGUUCCAGAACAUGUUACACUUAACGUCCAUUUUUGAGCAUAUAAACAAAAUUCCCCAACAGCAGCACGACGCCGAUUUUAGCAGAAUCAAAAUGUGGUAUAUCAAUGACCAGGCGAAACUAUUUCGCCAGACUUUGAUUUUUACAAAGUUCUCCAGUCCGUUUGCCAAUUCUCUCAUUAACGGAAAGUGCAGAAACUACGCCGGUAGAUGGAAAAACCAUAGAGUCAUCUUUCCAGAGAACUCUUCUUUAGGACAGCUGGGAAUGCGUACACGCCUCAUAUUCCAGAGGUUUGACUUAGUGGGAAAGAGCGUCUCAGAGGAGCCUGAUUCCAGAUUUAAACACUUCUGCAGUGUGAUAGUACCCAACAUUGUCAAGUCCACUGGUUAUGAAGACGGAAUUCUGCUGUACAUUCCAGACUACACUGACUUUGUUCGCGUUAGGAAUUAUUUGAGGGAGAAAACAACGAUCUUGUUUGGCGAUAUCAACGAAUAUUCUGAACAACGGCAACUGACGUCUAACAGGGCCAUGUUUCAACAAGGCCGCGUUAAAGUCUUACUUUACACUGAAAGGUUGCACCAUUUCCGUCGGUACGAAAUUAAAGGUGUCAAAACCGUUAUCUUUUACAAGCCACCCACUAACCCAGAGUUUUUCGAAGAAGUGGCGAGGUACUUGGGGAAGAGCGCAUUUUUGGGCCUUGCGGACUUGAACAUAUCUGUGGUAAGAUGUCUGUUCUCCAAACUGGACGGUCUCUCGUUGGAGAGGAUUGUGGGGACAGAAAGAGCAGCUGUGCUCACUCACGGACCUAACGAGACGUACGAGUUCAAGUAA
Lachancea thermotolerans CBS 6340 is the source of this 2244-nucleotide messenger RNA. RefSeq names its product rRNA-binding ribosome biosynthesis protein UTP25 (gene UTP25). NCBI's taxonomy places the organism in Eukaryota, Fungi, Ascomycota, Saccharomycetes, Saccharomycetales, Saccharomycetaceae. The coding region runs from base 1 to 2244 and encodes 747 amino acids. Gene Ontology annotation, cellular component: nucleolus; small-subunit processome. Gene Ontology annotation, biological process: maturation of SSU-rRNA from tricistronic rRNA transcript (SSU-rRNA, 5.8S rRNA, LSU-rRNA). The transcript has a single exon. Gene Ontology annotation, molecular function: U3 snoRNA binding; rRNA binding. The record is from RefSeq and is a predicted model, not a curated record.